UGCACCGGUGGGAUAUUCACAUUUGAGAAGAUAACAGGCUACGUUCUUAGGUCAGCAGGUACUCGGGCUAUUCCUCUGUCGAAUCCUGGAGCUUUGGGAAUCACGCUUCAAUGUAAAGACUUCUGUCAGAAAGCUGGGCUCAACUGUCCAGCUUUCACCGUCAAUUACCGAAACAUGCGGUGUGAUCAGCUGGACCGCAAUUCACAAGGCCGGACGCGGGAGUUGGCACUCCGAACAGCGGAAAAUUACUUUGAAAGGUCGUGUCUAAGAGGCCAAGCAGCAAUGGCCUGCCAGGGCAAAGCCUGGGCCUUCGAAAGAGUCUUGGGAUAUGAGAUGUCUCCCCACUUGUACGAGAGGUCAAUCCCGCUGGUCCAGAGCAGGAGAGAUUGUGAAGAAUCGUGCUUAAAUCAAGUCAGUUUCACGUGUCGGUCUGCCUUCUAUAACGAAGAGACUACUGAGUGUAAGCUUUGCAGGGAAGACAGAAGAACCAGACCUACAGACUACAAGCCAAACAACAAUAUAAAAAUCAGCUACCUGGAGAACCAGUGUAUUACAGCCAGCCCUUGUAACUACGUGGAAACAUCUAAUGCUUUUCCUACAUACACCGAUGUUGUACAAACUUCUGGAAUCAUUACCCAGGAGAGCUGCGAGCGCGCCUGCACCACCUACUCGACUUUCAACUGUCGUUCCUUUGCUUUCUACUCCAGCAGUGGACAGUGUUUCCUCAGUGGAGACGAUACAGCCAGUGCUGGUCAAGACGCUGCUCAGGGACGUUCAGGAAUCAACUAUUUCGAAAGAAAAUGUGAGACUGGACCUCCCACCCCAAGCUCAUCAUACACUCCGUUUCCACCCACGCCCACAUUUACACCUCCUCCAGGCCAGAAAUGCCAAUUUAAUGAACAGCUAGCCUACGACAAGGUCACAGGUUAUGAACUCGUUGCUGUAGCAGGAAGUUCUCUUUAUCAAGGAAGUCCAUCAUCCCCAGGCAUUAGUUACGAGUGUCUUCAGAAGUGCCGCAUCACUACUGACUGUCGAGCAUUUAAUCUGGACUAUCAGAGGCAGCACUGUACUGGCCUUCGAUAUACUAGUGCUGAUCGCCUGUAUGAUCUCAGACCAUCUUUCGGAAAGAGUUACUUUGAAGGAAUCUGUCUACCAAAUAUAUCAAGAUGCUUAUAUAAACCAGUUGAGAGAGAUCAAUACAUGUUAUACACUGCUAAAUCAGUAACCGGAGCGACCUCUACAUUUCAAUGUGAAAAAGAAUGUAAUCAGGAAAGAGAAUUCACAUGUAGGUCUUACACCUUCGUUGAGCAAGGUGGUUUUGUUGGUGGAAAUCAAUGCUUGUUGAGUGGUGAAAGCAGGGAAACUAACCAGGAGAGGGCGCUUCAAUUUCGCUCAAGAGCCUUGUACGCAGAGAAAAACUGUCAGGGUGGUUCUGUUACAGUACUCCCUACAUCGUCGACACUACCCCCUUUUAGUACCUAUCCUACUUUCCCUCCCACUUACCCACCCCAAGAAAAGUGUGUGCUCGACCAGUACACGUAUGAAAAGACGUCGGGAUACGAUUUUCAGCUCGGGCGGAGGGAACUUAUUCGGGUACGGGGUGUGAUAGGAAUUGUUGGGGAAUGUCAAAAUGCCUGCCAGCGGUUGGGGGACAGAUGUCGAGCUUUUGUAAUUCAAUAUGGAGAAUAUCAACGAUGUUUUUGGUUGGACAAUGCUGCUGUGGAUAAUUCUGAUGCUCUAACCUCUACCCCAGGCAUGACGUACUUUGAAAAGAUAUGUUUAAGAGGACGACCUUGUUCUAAGCUUUGGGCGUUUGAACGUGUUCCUGGUUUUGAGCUUCAAGAACCACCAGAACGAGAGAUCCCAGAUGUUGCCACAAGAAAAGAUUGUGAAGACUACUGCCUUAACGAACGACAGUUUUUGUGCCGAUCAGCUACCUACUUUUAUGGUAAUCGAAUCUGUCGAAUGUCAUCCGAGACCCGCCGAACACGGCCGAAGUCUUUCCAGCGAGCAACGGGCGUGGCUGACUAUUUAGAAAAUCAAUGUACACCAGAGCCUGCGACAUGCCAAUAUCAGGACUUCCUGAACCGCUUCUUGCCUAAGAUUGACCGUCUUCUGCGGACGUUGUCGUUACCUGAAUGUCAACAGCGUUGCGACGAAGAACGUAGAUUCUCGUGUCGGUCGGUAAAUUUUGAGACUGUCUCCCGAGACUGCGGACUUUGUAGCGAUGAUACCACAAACACAGACGGACAAAGUAGUUUACAGUUUCGCAGGAAUUCGGUAUUCAGUGAGAAAGGAACGUGCGAACAAGUAAGCGUUCAAUGUACGGAACAAGACAUGUUACUCACAUUAAACUUCCAGUCUCCGUUCAAUGGCAGAGUCUACGCAAAAGGGAAUCCUGUCCAGUGUUUUGUGGUGGGUCAAGGUCAACCUACUCUUCAGUUCGCUAUAUCUUUAGGAAGUCGAUGUGGGACUCGGAAAGAGGGAUUGAAAACUUAUGCAAAUGAAGUGGUGGUCCAACAACAUCCAAUCAUCGUCAUGGAUACAGACAGAACUAUCCGAGUAGUUUGCUCCUUUGAGACAGGAGAACGGACAGUUACCAUGGAAGCGUUUGGUCCAAAUGGAGAGAAAGGUGUAGAAGUGACAACUCGUCGACCUUCCAUUUCUUCUAUUGUAACAAACACUGCAACACCACCUAACGUCGCAAUGAGAAUACUUGACCCAUCAGGAAGAGACGCUCAGGUCGUAGGCCUAGGAGAUGAGCUUGAGCUACGUAUUGACCUGAUGGACUUGGCAACUACUUAUGCAAUUUUUGCACGAAAUCUCUACGCUCGGAGCUCUAACGGAGAGUCACUGUUCCUUAUUGACAGCAAUGGGUGCCCAACUGAUUCUUCAAUCUUCCCAGCCCUUCAGCUCAACACAAGGAACCGAAAAUCGCUCUUUGGAAACUUUAAAGCUUUUCGCUUUCCGUCUACUGGAAGGGUCAACUUUGAAGUCCAGAUACGUUUCUGUCAAGAACAAUGCGAGCCAGUACGCUGUGCCAACAACGUUCAAUCGUAUGGUAGACGAAAAAGAGAUACGAAGGAACUUGUAGUUGGUUCUAAUCAUUUUUCAACUAAACAUUCUCAGAUUUCCAAUGAACCAUCAGAAGGCAAUGGUCAAAUGUCUCAGUCUGAUACUGGAUUAAACAUAUAUCCUGUAAUGGUUCCUCAUAGUGCUGUUAUCGAAGCUACAGAACUAAAACUAAAACCACGUGACUAUCUGAAUGAAAGUGAGAUAUCGACGAUGUCCUCAAUUUCAACUGUUCAGACUACAAGCUCGACAACUGUAAAACCGCUAUUCGAAAUUUCAAAAAAUCAAACCUCAAACGCAUCCAGAAUAGAUUACCCUCCAAGGGAUUCACCGUUUGACAGAGUCUAUGGACAAAGGUAUGAACAAGAUAAUCUUUCGAAGGAAAAUGGUAGUCUUGUGGAUUAUCCUUUAGACGUCGAAAAUUCAUCAUAUCAACAAGAUAUUAUUCUGAAGAAGGACGAUAAUCGUUCUAAUUAUCCUCAAAGUGAGUCACCAUACAAAAAUACCAAUGAAAAACAUGAACAGGUUCCAAAGGAUUUUGAUAAUCAACCAGGAAACGCACGAGCUGGAUCUUCUAACGAUGGUUCUUAUAGUAUACCAUACGGAACGGGAAGUAGUGUAACAAGUCAACAGCAUAACAAGUCAGUGAACCAACAAAGUUCCUGGCCAGAUCACGAUAUCUACAGUGAAUUCCAGGGUAGUGGCACCUGGAAUGAAUCUCCAUUCGGUAAGACGGCCUCUUAUCUACAGAACAAUCCCUAUUCUAACAAAAAUGGCGUCCAAAAACAUUGGGAAGAUGACGACAGGGAAGAGGAUUAUCACAGCCAACAAGGAAUGAUUUCAGAGUUUCAAAAUGGAACACCUGCUAAAGAAAUAGUUGCAAUUACGCAAAGACCUGUUCCUCAAGAAAUUCCUCUUUCUCUAGCUAUAACUGUGGGAGAAGAUCCUGAACCUCAAGAACCAUGGAGCCACACCCGCUACUCAGCGCCAUUUGGCUUAGAAGAAGAAUCAGAUAUGGUUUGCACUUCCCAGUCCACAAUCAUAGCAACUGCCAUAACAUUAUCGUUAUUGCAUUUAAGCCUAUUUGUUGGGGGUUAUUAUUAUUACCGGUGGCACAGGAAGAACAAACGAAAGAAACAGAUGGAUGACCAACUUCCGUUUCCGGUACCAAAUAACACCAAUCCCUCACAGAUCAUCUAUGGAAGUGCUGAUGUAACGUUUCGCAGUGUUUAUGGUGGAUAUGAUUCCCCGCCUUGAUAAAUAACACUAGUAAAUAUUAAACUGAAACACAACUAAAGGUUACGUUAUUUAACUGUUCAAUACCAGAUUCAGUACAGAUCAGGCGGUUUUAUCUUCAUUUCUGUCGCGCCAUUCUGUUUUUCUAAUCUAUAUAAUUGUUUAUUCUGCUUGUCAUCCAAAUUUGAAAGUUCCCUGUGUGUUUGUAAAAUAUUUUAUGUUUGUUAAUUAAUUUGUAAUUGUAUUUUAUUUUCGGGCUGAAGGCGUUGCUAAUUUGUGUUGGUGUUGGGUUAUAUUAGUUAUUGUAUUGGGAUUUCUAAGUAUAUUGUUGAAAAAUAAAAUUGUUUUAUAUAGAGUUAGACAUUAAUAAAUAUUUAUUUUUUUUGUGAUUA
Molecule: messenger RNA, 4700 nt
Organism: Limulus polyphemus (Atlantic horseshoe crab)
Lineage: Eukaryota; Metazoa; Arthropoda; Merostomata; Xiphosura; Limulidae
Exons: 14
Coding region: 175-4329 (1384 amino acids)
Source: RefSeq, a predicted model, not a curated record